GGCACCGUAUAUAAUAAACUUCGGCGAAGUCGCGAUUCAUAUAUUAUUCAUUCCCUCUUUCUCAAUGGCGGGUCGUGGCAAAACUCUCGGAUCUGCUUCCGCCGCGAAGAAGGCAACAACCAGGAGUAGCAAAGCGGGUCUCCAAUUCCCGGUGGGUCGGAUCGCUCGUUUCCUGAAGAAAGGCAAGUACGCCGAACGUGUCGGUGCCGGAGCUCCGGUUUACUUAGCCGCCGUUCUCGAAUACCUAGCUGCCGAGGUUUUGGAAUUGGCUGGGAACGCGGCGAGAGACAACAAGAAGACGAGAAUUGUUCCGAGGCAUAUUCAAUUGGCGGUGAGGAACGAUGAGGAGUUGAGUAAGUUGUUGGGAGAUGUGACGAUUGCUAAUGGAGGUGUGAUGCCGAAUAUUCACAAUCAUCUUCUUCCUAAGAAGACUGGCGCUUCAUCGAAGCCAUCUGGUGAUGACGAUUGAUUAGUCAACCAUGUUUUUGUUUUUACGUUUUCAAUUGAUUAUGUUCAUAUGCUUCAGUUUCUAAUGAAAUCAAGAUUCAUACCGUUAUGCUUUAAACCAUAGUAGACAUGGGUUUCUAUAAUGUUUGUUUAAAUUUGAAUGAUUCUCUAUUACGUAAUUGUUGGACGAAAUCGAAAUCGAAAUGAUUUGAUGUUAGUCCAGAAUUGUAAAUUUGAAUCGAAUAAAUCAGAGUAGCUUUGGGAUUUGUUUGAUUCUCAAAUACUUGCGAUAUAGAAAUGAGAGAUCCAAU
This is a messenger RNA of Eruca vesicaria subsp. sativa (arugula), 758 nucleotides long. Lineage: Eukaryota; Viridiplantae; Streptophyta; Magnoliopsida; Brassicales; Brassicaceae. The record is from the annotation of a GenBank genome assembly.